AUGUGCCUGGGGGAAGAGGAGCUGCCAAAAUCUGGCUUGAGUUACGACUGGUUUCAGCUGGAGGGCCUGGCAGAAAGGGGUGCGUCGGGGCGAUUGAUCAUUGCUCCGGGUGUGCUCACCCGCCCAGAUCUCGAUUUCAAUUGGGAUGUCAUCGCCAAGGCGAUGGAAUACUUGGGUGCUCGUCCGGGGGUGGACCAGCUGCAGGAUGAUGUUGAACUGUUUUUCCAGCGUUGCAAAAUGAAGGGCAGGAAACCGGUCACUCGUGAGUUUUGCCGCCAGCAAGCGUGGCGUGUUCGGAACUUGGUUUCCAUGUUCAACCGCAUUUGCAAGCUGCCUCACCUCCCGAACGAAGAGAACAUUCGAAAGAUAUAUGUUCACUUGGGCCUGGAGCUUCCACCUGGACGCCAGCCGCGAUCCAACGAGACCCUUGAGGGCGGUGAUACGGAAUGUGACGAGGUCGGCUAUGAUGAAGGUGUCGAGUCGGAAGUUGGAACCGAGGAUGAGGUAUUGGAUGAUCCUGAGGCUUUGGCCCCACCGGAAGAUCUGAUCACCCCGAAGCACGCAGAAGGUAAUGUGACGACCCAAGAGACUCAAGUGAUGGAGGAAGAAUGGCUGAAUCAGGCUGCAGCCAAGCUUGACGAAGAGCUUCGGUCAAAGGAGGCCGCAGAUGUUGCAGCCAACGUCUACUCGGAGGAGCCCCCAGCAAAGUUCGGCCCCAAGCGACUUCGGACUGAGACUCAGCAGUGGGGGCCGAGCAAGGUGAUCAAAAAGGAACCGGUGCCCAUCAAGCAAGAGCCUUUGAAAGAACCGCCCAUCCCGACCGAGCCUUUGAAAGAACCGCCCAUCCCGACCGAGCCUUUGAAAGAACCGCCCAUCCCGACCGAGCCUUUGAAGGAACCACCCAAGUCGUCCGAGCCUGUGAAGGAACCACCCAUCCCGUCCGAGCCUUUGAAGGAACCACCCAUCAAGAGAGAGCCUUUGGAGGAAGCACGAAUCAAGAGAGAGCCUUUUCAGGAGCCACGAGUCAAGCUGGAGCCUGGUUUGAAGCAUAAACCAGCAGAUCACGAGAAUGAGAAGCCAGGCCAUGAUGAGCCAGAUGCAGCCGAAGAUGGUAUCCCAAGCCCAGCAGAGUUUCCCCAAGAGGACCCGGAUACACAAGCCACGAAGGAAGCACCAGCCGUAGAGGCUCCCAAGCAUGAUGAUAAUGAUGAUGCCGAUCCCAAACGACCUGCCCUGUUGGCAACAGCUGGGGUUAUUUCGCCAAAGGACCAAAAGUUGAAGACUACUAAGAAGAAGCAGAAGAGAGGCCAGAAAGAAGAAGAGGAAGAGGAGCAGCCCGAAAAGACCAAGCCAAAGCCCAAAAAGAAAGCCACGAAAGAUACGAAGAAGACAGAAGAUGUUCCAAAGAGAAAGCCCGGGCGCCCCCGAAAAAACGAUCUCGGGCCGACGUCUGCAGCCAAGCCGGCCAAGUCGACAGGCAAGGCUUCCCCUUCGAAAGCAACCCCCAAGAAGCGCAAGCCAGAUGAUACGGUUAGCGAGGCUACGAUGCACUACUCCCCCAAGAGCGCGAGGCCGAAGGCAAAAGCCAAGGCAAAGGCAAAGGCACAGGCGAAACCAAAAAAGGCUGCAAAGCCCAGCAAGGAUGGCAAGGAUCGGAAGCCUGUGGCUGGCCAAGAUGCGGGACAGAAGUCCCGGAAAAGCUGUGCUUAUCACAAAGCCAAAGCCACCGCCUUAAAGGAAGGUUGCUCGAAGGAGGAGGCAGCCACUCGGGCCAAGAAAGCCACUUGGUUGUCUUUCAUGGCUGUGCUGGGCAAGCUUGCCUCGGCUUUCCACGGCAAGGCCGAACCGGGUGCCGUCGCAGGCCACUUCGACGCCGAGGCCAUGGACUGGCAGUGGGUUUUGAUAGCAGUGGUGAUGCUGCUACUCUGGUCGACGAACCUACCGCAGGCCAAGUCCUUUGAUCUUCUGGACCUGUUCUCGGGGGUCGGGAAUGCCACCAAGUACUGGAAGUCCAAAGGAAAGAGAGUCGCGACCAUUGAGAUUGACCGGAGUGCCUCCAUGGAUUUUCUUUCGAAUGGUGGUUUCGCGCUUGUGUUAUGGUGCAUUAUGCGCGAAAAGCCGACGGCUGUGAACUUGAUGGGCCCAGCUUGGCAGGAUGCCUACAGAAGUGUGUCCUCAGCGAAUGUGAUGAUCAGCCGGGUCUACCCGAUGGAGUUUGUGAAGCAAAUCUACGAUGCUUUCACUACAGACUUUGCUCCUCAUACUCUGGGCUGCUUACGUAACAAGAACACCACCGACCCCAACUUGUCCGAUGUGGAGUUGUUCAAUGCCCUGCCAAUGAAAGACAUGUGGGAAGAUGCAGAGCUGCCCUCGGUGUAUUUCUAUUUGAGACGCAAUAAGUAUUGCAUGGUACCGCCAUCUUGGGAAGAUGCAAUCCAUAGCUUUGACAAAGAAUUGGAUGCCAAGGUCAACUGCUACGGGCACCUCAGGGAGGAGUACAACUCUCUACUUGUUGGGGCCGGCUCUAGUAAUUAG
Messenger RNA from Symbiodinium sp. CCMP2456, 2535 nucleotides. Lineage: Eukaryota; Dinophyceae; Suessiales; Symbiodiniaceae. The record is from the annotation of a GenBank genome assembly.